CAAAAUUAUAACAUCACUUGCUAGAAUUUUCCAUCUGUACAAAGUAACCCAAAGUUUCGCUACAAUUAAUAAUAAACUCAUUAAUCAUAUUGCUAAUAAUGGAGGAUAAUGAUAAGAGCAAUAGUCAAUCUGGUUACAAGUCGGAGAAUGAUAGCAAUGACGAAGAGUUUCCGCGAAGAUCUCCGGUACUGUUGGAUUUAGACAAGAUGGUGAAGAAAUCGCAUCAGGUUAAUGACGAUCAGGAGUCGUCUUCCAGCAAUCUUGAGCAUCAGAAUUUGAGGAUAAAAGAAGAGCCGCCGUUUAAUUCUGCGAAAGAGGCGGCUUUCAUGCGUCGGCAAUCGCUAAGAAGACGCUGGCACGAUGACUCAAUGAGUGAACGAUCGAGUACUUCGGGGGAUGGUGUCCUGGUAAUCAGAGUUCCGGAACCGGAGACUGCUGGUUCGCAUUCGCAUCUUGAAAUUUUGCACCAAACUAAAAUAAAAUCUGUACAACGUGAAUCUGCUCAAUCUGAGAAAGGUAGUAAUAAUUUCACAGAUUACAAAAAAUCAGCAUGUGACCGUGAGCGUACGCGAAUGCGCGAUAUGAACCGCGCAUUCGAAUUACUGAGAUCAAAAUUGCCGAUUUGUAAGCCACCAGGAAAAAAAUUAUCCAAGAUCGAGUCAUUGAGGCAUGCGAUAACUUAUAUAAGACACUUGCAAAGUCUGCUGGAGCCUCAGUAUCCUUACGUACCGUGUAAUUCGGACGUGGCUAAUUAUUAUGUUAAUCCAUCGCCGACAAGUUCGUACGACGUCCAACAUCCACCCCGAUGGGAGUCAUUGGCUUACUACCGGUACGACUAUCACGGACCUUUUGUACCACCACCGCCUGUUCUACCUCCCCCACGACGACUCGGUUCCGAGUCUGAGGAACAAUAUCGCUACAACCAACACUUGUAAUUACUUAAAAUUAAUCUUAAAUAAUAAAUUUUACCCCAAUCAUAAUAAAUAGUAAAUAAUAAAUAAUAAAUUAUAAAUAUAUAUGUAUAAUAACUAUGGAUCAAUAGAUUACGACAGUUUAAAUACCAAAUU
Microplitis mediator is the source of this 1067-nucleotide messenger RNA. RefSeq lists its product as uncharacterized. Gene Ontology annotation, biological process: regulation of transcription by RNA polymerase II; mesoderm formation. Gene Ontology annotation, cellular component: nucleus. Gene Ontology annotation, molecular function: protein dimerization activity; RNA polymerase II cis-regulatory region sequence-specific DNA binding; DNA-binding transcription factor activity, RNA polymerase II-specific. Bases 99 to 935 code for a protein of 278 amino acids. Lineage: Eukaryota; Metazoa; Arthropoda; Insecta; Hymenoptera; Braconidae. The record is from RefSeq and is a predicted model, not a curated record. The transcript has 3 exons.